UGUUUUUUUUUCUAGAUGCAAUCUGUUUUUUUUCAGCGCCCAACUUUUAUGGAUGGGGGCUAUCCUUUUUUAUGGAACCGUGGUUAUUUUUUUUUUAACCAAUGUUGAAAGUGAGGAAGGAGGACUACAAAUCUAACGUUUCAUCUAAUUGAUAUGGCCGCUCAGAUUUUUGUUUUUUCUAGGAAAUAGAGAGAGUCCCAAGGGAUCAAGACUUCCAUACGUGGUAGUUUGAGACAACAUGUCAUAUAUAUCAUCUGAUGGCUACGGAUAGAUUAUAUGUUAAUCCAACAGUCAAAAUUCUUUAAUUCUAAGGAUUAACCUGGUGCCUCGUAUGGUGCAGUGGCAGUUGUAUAUUCUCAUUAUACUAUAAGCACCAUAGAUUAUUCUAAUUAUAAGAUCUUGUCUAUACCAAAAAAAAAAAUUCUCUUAUGAUUAACAUGUAUGGGAAAAUUUUAAUAUUUUCUAUCCAUACUAUACAUAUGUAUAUCACAUAGACAAUCAUGUUUAUAUGAGAGGGACAGUAGUGAUUGUAGAAAAACUGUACUGUUUAUAUGAGAUCCUUGUGGCACAUGAUACAAUGCAAUUCUUUUUUAAUAAUUCAGCGAUUUAUAUGUAUAUAAUGAUGUUUUAAUAGCUAUUGUCUUUCUCUUUUUAUUAGGAUAAAAGAUACAUGUACAUGCUUACUAUUUAUGACAAUCUACACCUCCAAAGAAUCAUGUUAAUACUUUUUAUACAGGAUUAAGUGGCCAUGUACAGAAGUCGAGGGGGAUAUUUUCCUUUUUUUUUUUGAGGAUGAGAUGUCGUUCCUUUCUUACGUUUGAUCUGUUUCUUUUUUCUUUCCAUCGGUGGAGUUUUUAUGGAAAGAAGCUAUCCAUUUUCAUAUAAGGAACCAUCUAUAUGAGGAUGAUUUCCUACUUUCCUUUCACCAACGUUACGUGUAGAUGCUUGUUUUUUGGCCAGACCAUCUAUAUGUUACAUAUAACUUUGACCCACGUAUGGAAGUCUUGUGUGGCUGUUUUUUUUCCUUUUCAAUCAGGAAAAAAAAGAUUGGUUAGUCAAACAUAUCUGUUUUUUUUUCAUCCCUGUUACGUGUAGAUGCUUCUUUUUUGGCCAGACCAUCUAUAUGUUACGUAUAACUUUCACCCACGUAUGGAAGUCUUGUGUGGCUGUUUUUUCCUUUUCAAUCAGGAAAAAAAAAGAUUGGUUAGUGUCAAACAUAUCUGUUUUUUUUAUCCCUGGAGUUUUUAUGCAAGGAGAUUAGAUCUGAUUUUUUUUGUUUUCAUCGUUAGAGUUUUUAUAGAAGGAUAUUAUUCUUUUUUGAGGGAACCGUGGAGUCUUUCCUAGUUUAGUUUCACCAAAUUAUAACGUGUCAGAUGUGGUAUGUUUUUUUUUUCUAGAUGCGAUCUGUUUUUUUUUUCUUUUUCAGCGCCCAAUUUUUAUGGAAGGGGGCUAUCCUUUUUUAUGGAACCGUGGCUGAUUUUUUAUUCUUUCAACCAAUGUUGAACGUGAGGAAGGUGGACUACAAAUCUAACAUUUUAUCUAAUUGAUAUGGCCGCUCAGAUUUUUGUUUUUUUUAGGAAAUAGAGAGAGUCCCAAGGGAUCAAGACUUCCAUACGUUGUAGUUUGAGACAACAUAUCUUAUAUAUCAUUUGAUGGCUACGGAUAGAUUAUAUGUUAAUCCAACGGUCAAAAUUAUUUAAGUCUAAGAAUUAACCUGGUGCCUUGUAUGGUGCCUCCAAUUAGUAAAUAUAAUAUAUAAGAUAAAAUAUAAGAUAUAAGAUAUAUUAUAUGCCUGAUUUGAUCAUCCUCAUAAAGCCCAUGGUCUAACCUUUGACCUCCCUCCUUAAGAAAGGUCAAAUAUAUAGUUGAGUUUUUUUGUGUACGAUCGCACGCGCAAAAGAAAAAGAAAAAGGAAACCAAGGACUUUACUGAUGAUCUCGAGUUGCCAUCGUUCCGUUCAGGGGGAAAUAAGUCAAUUACGAGCUGCCACCACUAAAUAAUUGUCAAUUACGCGGUGGUAGCCGAUUCCAACAUUUCGUAUCAAGAAUUUCUGCGCAGGUGUUAGCUUGACUUUGACAAUGACACGACCCGGUAGCAGAAUAAUCCCAGUCCUAUAACAAGAGGCGCACAGACUCACAGAUGGACACAGGCCGGGGAGCAUUCGAGUUCAGCAAUGGAUCAAGCAGCAGCAGGCAAUGGCGUUACGUCUGGACCUCUCAAGCUGACGCUAACCAGACGGGUCCCCGGGCUGUUCGACCGGAAGCUGCAUGUCACCGACGGUAAGGGUAGCCUCGUGUUCCGCACGGUGAGCGUCCGCCCCGCCUUCAACUUCCGGCUCCGGACCGCGCUCGCCGACGCGUCAGGGAACCAUCUCAUGCGCUUCCGCAGGAAGUGGAUGGGUUCGCACCACGGGUGGCAAGUCUUCAGGGGCGAAAGCUUCGACCCCAACAAUCUCGCCUUCACGGUGGAGCCAGACAAGAGGUUUCAGAUCAACGCCACCAUGAAGCUCUUCCUGGCGGCCAACUCCACCAGGCAACGAUGCGACUAUCGUGUCCAAGGGAGCUUCCUCACGAAAUCUCUCAAGGUCUACAAGGGCGACUCUUAUCAGGUCGUUGCACAGAUGGUCAAGGAGAAGCCUGCUUUCAGCAUCGGAGGGAAGGGCUACACAAUAUCGGUGAAUCAGAACGAGGAUCUCGAACUGAUCCUUGUCUUCCUCGCGAUACGUCACGAGAAGUUCAGGGUCAGGAGGAUGAACCUGUACACCAUGGGCAUUGCUCAUGCUGUCAAUGCUGCUGCAGGUCUCUUCUUCUAAGCAGAUGUAUACUAACAUCAAGUCUUCUGCGCAAGCUGAGCUGCAGCGAGCAGAACUGAACACAGUCACGGCGUUCCUGCUGAAUAUAUGACCUUACACCUGCAAGUGUUCCUGUCUGAAUAUAUGAACUGAGCAAGUAGUUCCAUACACAUGUGCAUGCCAAGAAUAUCCAUCAUGUUCGUAACAUCAACACCAGUGGUACUUAAUCUGCA
This is a messenger RNA of Aegilops tauschii subsp. strangulata, 3024 nucleotides long. Its product is annotated as protein LURP-one-related 15. NCBI's taxonomy places the organism in Eukaryota, Viridiplantae, Streptophyta, Magnoliopsida, Poales, Poaceae. The record is from RefSeq and is a predicted model, not a curated record.